Molecule: messenger RNA, 1473 nt
Organism: Hirsutella rhossiliensis
Lineage: Eukaryota; Fungi; Ascomycota; Sordariomycetes; Hypocreales; Ophiocordycipitaceae
Product: AFG1-like ATPase domain-containing protein
Exons: 5
Coding region: 1-1473 (490 amino acids)
Biological process (GO): protein quality control for misfolded or incompletely synthesized proteins
Cellular component (GO): cytoplasm; mitochondrion
Molecular function (GO): ATP hydrolysis activity; ATP binding
Source: RefSeq, a predicted model, not a curated record
AUGUUUGCGCGCUCGGCCGAAGAUGACAACGCCAUGCCUGCUGUCGCGCGGCGGUCGCUGGCGACUCUCUCUGAUGGGUCACGGCGCGCCGACGGGCCAUUGGAGGAGUACGAUAGGCGGGUUGAGGCCGGCAUGUUGAGAAACGACGAGCACCAGAGAGGCAUCAUCGAGAGCCUCCAGCACCUCCACAACGAACUGCGCAACUACCACGCACCCCCCGUUGUCCACCCGAGCCUCCAACUCCUCAAGCCUGCCAGGAAGUCCGUCUUUUCCUCCCUAUUCGGCAAGGGCAGAGGCGCGCAGUCGGCCGUUGGCGAGAUCCCGAAUAACCUGCCCCGCGGCCUCUACCUCUACGGUGACGUGGGCAGCGGCAAGACGAUGCUCAUGGACCUCUUUCACGACACCCUCCCCGCCUCGGUCAAGACCAAGACGCGCAUCCACUUCCACAACUUUAUGCAGGACGUUCAUCGUCGGCUGCACCGGAUGAAGACGGAGCACGGCAGCGACAUCGACGCGGUGCCGUAUGUCGCAGCCGACAUUGCCGAGCAGAGCAACGUGCUGUGCUACGACGAGUUUCAGUGCACAGACGUGGCCGAUGCCAUGAUACUCAGAAGGUUACUAGAGGCGCUCAUGUCGCACGGCGUGGUGCUGGUGACGACGUCGAAUCGCCAGCCAGACGACCUGUACAAGAAUGGGAUCCAGCGAGAGUCCUUCAUCCCCGCCAUCAAGCUGCUCAAGAGCCGGUUGCACAUCAUCAACCUGGACUCUCCGACCGACUACCGCAAGAUCCCCCGGCCGCCCUCGGGCGUGUACCACACGCCCCUCGACAACCACGCCAACUCGCACGCCGAGAAGUGGUUCCGCUUCCUCGGCGACUCGGAAAACUUCAACCCGCACCCGGAGACGCAAAAGGUGUGGGGCCGCGAGAUAUACGUGCCGCGCGUCAGCGGGCGGUGCGCCUGGUUCACGUUUGCCGAGCUCAUCGGACAGCCCAAGUCGGCGGCCGACUACCUCGAGCUGGUACGCAGCUACGACGCCUUCAUCGUGACGGACGUGCCGGGCAUGACGAUACGCGAGCGCGACCUGGCCCGGCGGUUCAUCACCUUUGUCGACGCCGUGUACGAGGGCAACGCAAAGCUGGUGCUGACGACGGAGAAGCCGCUGACAGAGCUCUUUGUGUCGCGUGACGAGAUUGCCGAGAGCCUGCUCCAGGGCAACCCGCAGAGCAAGGACGGCAGAGCCAUGGACCGGAUGAUGGAGGACCUGGAGCACAGCGCCAAGCAGCUCAAGAAGACGAGCCUGUUUGCGGGCGAAGAGGAGGCGUUUGCGUUUGCGCGCGCGCUGAGCCGGCUCAGUCAGAUGGAGAGCAGGGAAUGGGUGGAGCGGGGCAUGGGGCUGGAGAGCCAGGGCGGGAAGCAGGACCGGGACAACUGGUCGAGGGCGAGGAGUCGACAGAUGGAAGACUCGAUGUAG